CUCCUGUAUGCUGUUCAGCCCUUCCCCUCCCCCAGGUGACCUUGCACUCCUGGUGUCCUGAAUGUGCAAUUCAGGCCUUCCAGCCCUUUAUGGAUCUUUGACCUUUUGGAGGCUGGGCUGUCUUCAAGGGAGGUCUAGCCCCAGGCCCUGACUCUGAGCAGUUUAACUGGUUUGGACUGCCUAAUCUGCCCUGGAAGAUUAACUGAAGUGCCUGGGGCUGUUUCCCUACAUAUUAGAGUACUCUGCUCUAAAGCCCCGCCUGCCCUAGGGGCUGCCUGCUUUUUGGGCUGCCCACCCCUUUUGAUCCCCUUUAUGGGAGAGAGACCUGUCCAAGCGGAGCCUGGACUACAUCUCCCAGCGUGCCUGGCAGAGUGGUGGCCUCUGUGUGCCGGCUGCACCAGUUUCGGGCAACAAUGCAGCGGGCAGUGAGCAUGGUGGCCCAUCUGGGCUUGCGUCUGAAGGUGCUCCCGUCGGCCUUGGGCCGUCCACUCAGUUGCGCAAAGGACGUGCUCCGCAGGACGCCACUGUAUGACUUCCACCUGGCUCAUGGCGGGAAGAUGGUGGCGUUUGCAGGCUGGAGUCUGCCUGUGCAGUACCGGGACAGCCACGUUGACUCACACCUGCACACACGCCGGCACUGCUCGCUCUUUGACGUGUCCCACAUGCUGCAGACCAAGAUACUUGGUUGUGACCGAGUGAAGCUGAUGGAGAGUCUCGUGGUUGGAGAUAUUGCAGAGCUAAGGCCAAACCAGGGGAUGCUGUCGCUGUUUACCAAUGAGGCUGGAGGCAUCUUAGAUGACUUGAUAGUCACCAGCACCUCUGAGGGGUACCUGUAUGUGGUGUCCAACGCUGGCUGCUGGGACAAGGACCUGGCCCUCAUGCAGGGCAAGGUCAGGGAGCUUCAGAACAUGGGCAGUGAUGUGAGCUUGGAGGUGGUGGACAAUGCCUUGCUAGCCCUGCAAGGCCCCACUGCGGCCCAGGUAUUGCAGGCCGGCGUGGCAGAUGACCUGAGAAAACUGCCCUUCAUGACCAGUGCUGUGAUGGAAGUGUUUGGCGUGUCUGGCUGCCGUGUGACCCGCUGUGGCUACACAGGAGAGGAUGGUGUGGAGAUCUCGGUGCCAGCUGCGGGGGCAGUCCACCUGGCAACAGCUCUGCUAGAAAACCCAGAGGUGAAGCUGGCAGGGCUGGCGGCCCGGGACAGCCUACGCCUGGAGGCAGGCCUCUGCCUGUAUGGGAGUGACAUUGAUGAACACACCACACCUGUGGAAGGCAGCCUCAGUUGGACACUGGGGAAGCGCCGCCGAACUGCCAUGGACUUCCCUGGAGCGUCGGUCAUUGUUCCUCAGCUGAAGGGCAAGGUGCAGCGGAGACGUGUAGGGUUAAUGUGCGAGGGGGCACCUAUGCGGGCACACAGCCCCAUCCUGAAUACGGAGGGCACCGUGAUUGGUACUGUUACCAGUGGCUGCCCCUCUCCCUGCCUGAAGAAGAAUGUGGCCAUGGGUUAUGUGCCCUGUGAGUAUAGUCGGCCAGGUACCCCGCUGCUGGUAGAGGUGCCCAGGACCUGGACAGUGGCAGGCCUCCUAAGUGACCUCUUGCCUUCUCUAUUGGACCGCUUUAUCUUCUUGCCAUGAACCAGGCAGUUAUAAAGACAAAUUAGAUCAUG
Molecule: messenger RNA, 1663 nt
Organism: Suricata suricatta (meerkat)
Lineage: Eukaryota; Metazoa; Chordata; Mammalia; Carnivora; Herpestidae
Gene: AMT
Product: aminomethyltransferase
Exons: 10
Coding region: 414-1631 (405 amino acids)
Biological process (GO): glycine catabolic process
Cellular component (GO): mitochondrion
Molecular function (GO): protein binding; aminomethyltransferase activity
Source: RefSeq, a predicted model, not a curated record